GACUCCCCCGCUCCCCCUCUCCUCCUCCUCCUCCUCCUCCUCCUCCCCUCGGCCUGUCAGUCGACUGUUUUCUCUGUCUGUCGGCGCGUGUGUGUGUGUGUAUGUGUGUGUGUCUGUUAGCUAGCCGCUAGCUAUCAUCAUCACCAUCAACAACCGCAGGAACGACGCGAACAUGGCGGACACAGCCCGGGACCCUCCACCGCAGCCCGCCGACAUCAACGAGCUGAAGGACGGGGAGAACCUGCACCCGAAGCCGGCCGCCACACAGGAGUCGGAACCUGCCAGUCUGCCGGCUCUAGACAUCAGCAGCAACUCAAACGGACCGAAACAAGAGUCACUGUUCAAAGACGAUCCAGAGGACCUGUUUGCAGAGGCCACAGAGGAGGUGUCGUUGGACAGUCCAGAGAGAGACGUCCUGCUGUCUGACGGCCCCUCGCCUGCCAUCACCCCCAUCACCCCUCCCAUCUCCGUCAUCACGCCUCGCAUCGGACACACCCACGACGACAUGUACACACACUCCUCCUUCGACGAGAUCGAGGAGGAGGAGGGUGGCGAUUCAAUCGACAUGCACAUAGCGGUGUCUGACCCCGAGAAAGUGGGGGACGGGAUGAACGCGUACAUGGCCUACAAAGUCACCACGAAGACCUCUCUGUCUCUGUUUCAGACGGGCGAGUUUUCAGUAAAACGGCGUUUCAGUGAUUUCCUCGGCCUGCACAGUAAACUGGCCUCAAAGUACCUGCAUGUAGGAUACAUCGUCCCCCCGGCACCGGAGAAAAGCAUUGUGGGGAUGACCAAGGUGAAGGUGGGGAAGGAGGACCAGUCGUCCAACGACUUUGUGGAGAAGAGGAGGUCGGCGCUCGAGAGAUAUCUGAUGAGGACAGUGAAACAUCCCAUCCUGCUGAAGGAUCCCGACGUGCUGCUGUUCCUGGAGAGCUCAGAGUUACCGCGGGCCGUCAGCACUCAGGCUCUGAGCAGCGCCGGACUCCUCCGGAUGGUCAACAAGGCCGCUGAGGCCGUCAACAAGAUGACCAUCAAGAUGAACGAGUCGGACGCUUGGUUCGAGGAGAAGCAGCAGCAUUUCGAGAAUCUGGACGUUCAGCUGAGGAAGCUUCAUAUGAGCGUGGAGUCUCUGGUCUGUCACAGGAAAGAGCUGUCGGUGAACACGGCGCAGUUCGCCAAGUCGGCGGCCAUGUUGGGGAACAGCGAGGACCACACGGCUCUGUCCCGCGCUCUGUCCCAGCUCGCCGAGGUGGAGGAGAAGAUCGACCAGCUGCACCAGGACCAGGCCAACGCGGACUUCCACCUCUUCUCCGAGCUACUGGGCGACUACGUCCGCCUCAUCACCGCCGUCAAGGGUGUGUUUGACCACCGUAUGAAGACGUGGCAGAAGUGGCAGGACACUCAGAUGCUGCUGCUGAAGAAACGAGAAGCUGAAGCCAAACUGCAGCACACCAACAAACCGGACAAGCUGCAGCAGGCCAAAGACGAGAUCAAAGAGCUGGAGGUGAAGGUCCAACAGGGAGAGAGAGACUUUGAGCAAAUCUCUAAAACCAUCCGCAAAGAAGUCAGCAGGUUUGAGAAAGAGAGAGUGAAGGACUUUAAAGCGAUCAUUAUUAAAUACCUGGAGUCACUGGUUCAGACACAACAGCAGCUGAUUAAAUACUGGGAGGCCUUCUUACCCGAGGCGAAGGCCAUCUCAUAGAGUCCACACAAACACAACAGACAGUCCUGACUGGCUCCGGUCAAACUACACUACCCAUAAUGCACCAGUCCCCCUCGGAUCACCCUCUUCCUCCUCCUGUUAACGAAGAAGAGGAGCGACUCUUUCUGCAGUAAAAGAAAAAAAAUCAACAGCGAAAACUCAGACUGACAUCUUUUCUUCUUCUUCUUCUUCUUUCUGUCUGCUGAACUCUGUGAUGCGUUCAAGUCCUGUGGGAAUUAUUAGCUUCUGCAUUUUUGCACUCCAUAUAAUGUUUGCUUCUGAGGGUGAUCAGAAUUAAGGGGGUCAGAUUAAAACAAAUGUGAAGUACGAGUUACAACGGGGGUAACUUUUAAAUAAAAUAAAAGACGUGUUGAAUUUAUGUUAAUCCCAUGCAACCUGAACGCAGCACGAGUCAUGACCCUGGUGAUGGUUUUUUUUUUUUCUGCACAUAAUUAGAUUCUAUUUGGUAUGGUGUCCUUUUUAAACAACCACGUCGCUGUCAUUUGUUUAUCCCGACACGAGGGGAGCGGAGAAGAGGUGAUGACGGUGGAAGAAUCUCACUCUGUUAAAAACUGUUUAUGUUGAUUAACCUCCAUUUCUCUCAACAAAAACAGAUAUCCAUAUUCAAAGGUAAAGACAUAUUAUAUUGUUUUCCCAAUGAGUUCUCUCUUACAAUGUAUGGAAGCACAUUGUCGCCAAAAAAUAUAGAAGUAAGAAGAUUUAAAAAAGUAAAUAUUUAAAAAUGUGCGUUCGCGAUGUUGAAGAGAUUUUGAAGCUCUGAAAAAAGUCAAAAUUAUGAGACACUGAAUGUAUAUAAAAAAAAAAUAGAGAGAGCUUUACUCAUACCAUCCAGCAACAGAGUCUGAAGCUCUCUGAUUGGAUGUGUCUUGCUGCAGUGUUCUCUGGGAAAUGUAGUUCUGUUUUCUCUCCCAGUGCAGCUUCAACCUUUAGAUUUCUUUCUGUGAAGCAGCGUGUGUCUUUGUGUUUUUUAAAAGCAGGAUUAUAACAUUCAACUGGCUUUUUUUAUUUUAUUUUUACCUUUAUUGAGCACUAUCGGUUGCCAUGGUAACAGCGCUAACAUGCGGAUCUUAAUGGCGUAUUAAGUUCACCUCUCAGUCGAACUAUCCGAGCUGUUCCGGAGUCAGUUUGCAGAAGGACGACCGACUGCAGCCUUUGCUAUUUUGUGUCUUGUACUUCCUGUCGCCUGUUCAGUCUCCUCGCUUCCUGGCAUACCUGUCAAAAUAAGAGCCUUUACUUUAUACUUUGUUGCUGUAUGACCGAAAAAGUGAAGGCAACACUUUCAGUUUCUGAACGUCUUUGAGCUGAAGAGAGCAGAGGAGGAAGAAUCUCACCUCCUGAUGUCGUUCACGGCAGGUUUUAAAACAUUUCCAGGUCGUGAACGUUCUUUAUUUCCUCUGUAGAGAAUAACUAACGCCCCGUGUCCACCGAGCGCUUUUUUCUGAGCACCAGCGUCUUUUUAAAGAUGUUUUCAAUGAGUAGAGAGCGUUCUCAGCAGAAAGCGGCCGCCUGGAGAAAAAGCGCAGCGCCCCGGCAACUUUUCCUCUGAACGCUCCGCCUUUUUUAUGCGACCGCUCCAAGCGCUCAAAUCUUUCAUCUUUUCAGAAAGGCGCUGUCGACGUUAUCGGCGCCCUUUUCCAAAUGUUUGAUAUUCCCCGUAGGUUUAACCUCCCACGGAUCGUGUCUUGUACCCACGUCCUCCUCGCUCCGUGUCAGAUCGGGUUAAAAAACAAUCUCAAAUAUAGAACAUGCAGUAAAAAGUAACGGAGCGGUGUCGGUCAAACAGCGGCCGAUGUCGACAAACUGUUGUCAUGGAGACAGGACGGACGAACGAUCCAACCGAAUAUUUGUGUUACACAAAAUCUAACCAUUCAAGGCAGACCAGCAACUCCUCAGUUCUGCAAGAUAAAAAUGUCAAUAGAAAAAACACUAACAUCUUUAAGGGGACGUAGUCGGUAACGUUUGUGAACUGAAUCCCGGUGUCUUUCUUCCUCCUCCUGGUUUCCCUCAAAGAAAAGACUUUGACGGUUUGAAAUCUGUCCGUUGAAGUUUCGGAAUCAAGCGGCUCGUUAGCAUCUUUAAAUAUUUAAUUCUCGCAGCUGGUGAUGCUAACAUGCUGAGUUCGCUGCAGAUGAAGGGUUUUCCUGUAUAAACAGACUGAAGUGGAGUCAGAUUUCAGAGCGUCCGAGUGUCGAUGUGAGUGAUUGACAGGUGACAGAGUGAGUGUGUGUGUCCGUCCAGAGAGCAGCCUCAGACUGUGAGGGUUAUUUUUUACCGGCUGUGUCUCUUCAUGUUGAUCAGUGUGAGGGCUGCGGUUCAGUUAUGAAACCGUUCUUGAUUUUUGUGUCGUUGAAUUUAAAGCACAUUUCAUUUUUUUUUUUUUUAAAUCCUGAAUCUUUAAAAAAAAUUGUUUCCAUCUUUUCAUGGAUUAAAAUAUUUAAAUGAUCCUUUUCUUUUCCUUUUAAUCUCUCGACCCGACUCUUCACUCUUCAAUCAUAUAAGACUGUAAGUGUUGAUUGCUUCCUUUUUUGUUUUGUUUUCCGUCUUUCUGCCGCCUGAUGAUGUGCAAUGGUUGAGAACUUUCAGUUUGAUUUGAUUUUUAUUUUCACAGAUGAUGAAAUGCUUUUCUCUGAGCAGUUUUUUUUAAAGCUCUUUUGGUUUUGACGUGACAUUCCUGCAGCUGAGCAGACGUUUCAGAAUUGAAUUACAAUAAAGGAAUGUAUCUCAUCUAUA
Labrus mixtus (cuckoo wrasse) is the source of this 4453-nucleotide messenger RNA. RefSeq names its product sorting nexin 2 (gene snx2). Gene Ontology annotation, biological process: early endosome to Golgi transport. Gene Ontology annotation, cellular component: endosome; endosome membrane. NCBI's taxonomy places the organism in Eukaryota, Metazoa, Chordata, Actinopteri, Labriformes, Labridae. Gene Ontology annotation, molecular function: phosphatidylinositol binding. Bases 173 to 1702 code for a protein of 509 amino acids. The transcript is spliced from 15 exons. The record is from RefSeq and is a predicted model, not a curated record.